Molecule: messenger RNA, 723 nt
Organism: Zerene cesonia (dogface butterfly)
Lineage: Eukaryota; Metazoa; Arthropoda; Insecta; Lepidoptera; Pieridae
Gene: Bin1
Product: histone deacetylase complex subunit SAP18
Exons: 2
Coding region: 201-680 (159 amino acids)
Biological process (GO): negative regulation of DNA-templated transcription
Cellular component (GO): nucleus
Molecular function (GO): transcription corepressor activity; transcription factor binding
Source: RefSeq, a predicted model, not a curated record
AUUGACUUUUGAAAUUUGAGUUUUGGAAGUGGGCGCAAAUAGCGGAAGCCGGAAAGAUUGUUUUGUUGUGAUUUGUCGUAAAAAACUAAAUGUGUCGUAACUAUUUGAAAUACUGUUUUAAAAACUGAUUUAUUGCAAUUCACAAAAACAUUUUAUUGGAGUGAUACACAGAAAAUUGUUAGAGCCCAAAAGAAACGGGAAUGAAAAUGGCGGGACUCGAAUCAAUGGUUGUUGAAGAGGUUAAACCAGCAGAGAAACCAGUGGAUAGAGAAAAGACGUGCCCUUUGUUGCUGAGAGUAUUUUGUUCAACCGGAAGACACAAUUCACCAGGUGAUUAUGCUAGAGGAGGCGUUCCACAAAAUGAACUACAAAUAUACACAUGGAUGGAUGCAACUUUGCGGGAACUCACUAGUCUCGUCAAAGAAGUGAACCCGGAAACUAGGCGUAAGGGAACUUAUUUUGAUUUCGCAAUUGUAUACCCAGAUAUGAGAACUCCCACUUAUCGUAUGAGAGAGAUAGGAGUUACCUGCUCAGGACAAAGGGGAAAUGAUGAUAACAAAACACUAUCACAAGUAAAGUUUCAAAUCGGCAAUUACUUGGAUAUAUCUAUCACACCAGCCAAUAGAAUGCCUCCUCCGAUGAGAAGACCUCAACCUUAUAUGAAUAACCGCCCAUAUUAAUCUUAGAGAGUGAAUUAUAAUAAAGGUAAAAUAUUUUAAGGUA